Toxotes jaculatrix (banded archerfish) is the source of this 2586-nucleotide messenger RNA. RefSeq names its product zRAB1B, member RAS oncogene family a (gene rab1ba). The record is from RefSeq and is a predicted model, not a curated record. Bases 293 to 898 code for a protein of 201 amino acids. Lineage: Eukaryota; Metazoa; Chordata; Actinopteri; Toxotidae. Gene Ontology annotation, molecular function: GTPase activity; GTP binding. The transcript has 6 exons.
GCCAUCUUGAACCUCUCGUAAGCAACGGACAGAGAAAAGCAAAAAAAAAACAAGCGUGUUAAAAAUACCAAACUAACCCGACGAAAACGGGGAUAUGUCACCUGGAAUCAAGCAUUUAUGAAACAGUGAAAGUCAAAUACAGUGGAACGACCAGGAGACAGUUACGGAGACGUACGGUAUAACAGCCAUCUAAGUUCCUCCCGGACACACGGACCUUCAAGUCAUCUUUUUUUUGCCGGAGUAGGAAGGAAGAGUCGAGUCACCGACAGAAAAACACGUCCAGAGUGAAACUAUGAAUCCCGAAUAUGAUUAUCUGUUCAAGCUCCUGCUCAUCGGAGACUCUGGAGUAGGAAAGUCCUGUCUUCUGCUGCGCUUUGCAGACGACACCUACACAGAAAGCUACAUCAGCACCAUCGGAGUGGACUUCAAGAUCCGCACCAUUGAGCUGGAUGGAAAGACCAUCAAACUGCAGAUUUGGGACACUGCGGGUCAGGAGAGGUUUCGUACCAUCACCUCCAGUUACUACCGCGGAGCCCACGGCAUCAUAGUUGUAUACGAUGUGACGGAUCAGGAGUCCUACAACAACGUCAAGCAGUGGCUUCAGGAAAUCGACCGCUAUGCCAGCGAAAACGUCAACAAGCUCCUGGUGGGGAACAAGUGCGACCUGACCACCAAGAAAGUCGUGGACUAUACAACAGCCAAGGAGUUCGCCGACUCUUUGGCCAUCCCCUUCCUGGAGACAAGCGCCAAGAACGCCACCAAUGUAGAGCAGGCUUUCAUGACCAUGGCUGCAGAGAUCAAGAAGCGCAUGGGCCCCGGGGCCACGGCUGGCGGUGACAAGCCCAACCUAAAAAUUGAGAGCACCCCUGUCAGGCAGUCCGGAGGCGGCUGCUGUUAAAGGACCCCUUGCCUACACACUCCCCCCCCCCCCCCCACAAUCCCCCAGGAACCCCUGACCAUCAUCUCCACCAUCUCCACACUGACUCCCCCCCCCCCGCCCCUCCCCCCCUUCUCCAUGUUCCAUCCCAUCACCACUCCACCGUAACACCCUGUAAAGCCACUCCCAGCUCUCUGACCCCCCCCCCCCCCCCCCCCCCUCUGACAGCACUGCCUGGAGCUACAGGAUGGCUGAGCAAAGAGAGGAGUACAAAACUGUGCGCGUGUUAAGAUCAGAGAACAGUUCGGAACUUUGUGAGGCCUGUACACUCACCGGGGGUGAGGGGUGGGGGUGACAGAAAGUAAACAGAUGGGGGGGCAAAGAGUGGUAUUUAGAAUGGACUGGAGGCAGAGGAAGUUUGGAUAUCGGUGAACUUAUCUCUACACACACACAUGGGUUAAAGAGGUUUAAGCCUUUUGGCCAAACUCUUUUCUCCUCAGACUGUCUCUAUUUUUGGUGAUCACAUCUUGCACCCUCCCCCAAACUUUUGCUCCCUGGAAUUACCUUUCCUCACAAACCCACACAGGUGCAUUGUACUCACACUGUAGAUGCUCUGUAUGCAGCAGGAAUUGUUCAGAAUAGCAGCGGCGGUGACUCAUCGUUGCCAUUUAUCGAUGGGGGGGGGGGUCCAGGGAAAGCCUGUCCUGCGAGCCUCCACUCCCUGAGAAAAAAAUAAAAGAAAAAAAUAAAUAACAAUAGUGUGAAGAAUGAAAAAAAAGAAAAAGUACACGUGAUUGUGGGAUUAAAGUUACAAAAAUUGUCUGAGGCAGCCCCCUCACCACCACGACCACAGCUGAAAAGGUUGCUUUCAGACUUUGCAGCGAGCAUUUUGAAGCGUACUGAGGCCUUUAGCGCCUGGUCACGAAAGAAAUGACUCUCUGCGACUUCGCAGAACGAGAUCACAUACUGGAGGGGAGGUGCAAACACAGGUACUUUGACUGAAGCAUUAACCAUUUCCCCACCCGACCACCCGCUUGGAAGGCCUGCGGUUACACGUACAUGAGCUCGAGCUGGGGUGGAUGUGGUGGCUGUGGGAACUGUAAUAUACAGUGUUAGAGAGUUUUUCUUUUUUCUAAGGAAUAAUUUCAUCUGUAAAAGAAAGAAAUGUGACAACAUGCCGUAACAUUUAGCUCGGUGGCCUCCAGGAAUGACACUAAAUAUUACAGUCAGAGGGGCAGGUAGCUGAGAAACAGAAGCAAUUCCCAAUAUGCUGUAUUGAUCUUACAAUUACUGUUUUAUUACUGCUGUUCCUUCCUCUGAGAUCAACCUGUUUUGUCAAACAUAGUUUCUCUAAAUUCAGAUUCCUUUGUCCACACCUGUCCUUUAUGUCCCCGAGAACUUAAGGAACUGCAGUUUGAGCCCCUUGGGUUUUAACGUUUUUUUUUAACAAAUCUUUUCCACUGAUUAGCAAGGCCUCAGUAUACUUCAAAUAAACAAGGUUUAACCAAAUGUCAUCCGACAACAUCUAAGGCAAAGGACAUGCUGGAAGGGGAGACAGAAAGCUUGCCAUCCUAUGGGGGGGUUGGGGGUUUUAAUGGUUUUCUGUGACUGCAGAAGUUCAAACCCCCACCUACCCUCACACCUCCAACACACCUGGCCAGUUUUUUUUUUUUUUUUUUUUUUUUUCAGAUGUUGUUAAAUAAGUCAAC